Epithele typhae is the source of this 1209-nucleotide messenger RNA. RefSeq names its product glycoside hydrolase. The coding region runs from base 1 to 1209 and encodes 402 amino acids. Gene Ontology annotation, cellular component: extracellular region. The record is from RefSeq and is a predicted model, not a curated record. The transcript has 5 exons. Gene Ontology annotation, biological process: carbohydrate metabolic process; chitin catabolic process. Gene Ontology annotation, molecular function: chitinase activity; chitin binding. NCBI's taxonomy places the organism in Eukaryota, Fungi, Basidiomycota, Agaricomycetes, Polyporales, Epitheliaceae.
AUGGGCCUUUCCGUCUUCUCCGUCUCUUGGCUUUACUACAACCCGGACCACAACGAUAGCCUUCCAAUCAGUGAGAUUGACUGGAAGAAGUACACCCACGCAUCGUAUUACGCAGCGGCUACCACCGACGAUUCCUCAAACCCCGUUGUAAUUACCAACGAGACGAUGUUCUGGGAGUUUGUAGAUGCCGCAACAAGCAACCAUACGGUUCCACUCUUGUCAAUAGGAGGGUGGGCCGGUUCAGAGCACUUCUCCACUCUCGUCGCAACAAAUGACAGCGGCGCCGAUUUUGCCAAAUCUCUCGCAUCCAAAUUUGUCCGCGACCGCCGAUCGAACUUCAGAAAUUACUGCGGGUUUGACAUCGUAUGGGAGUUUCCCAACGACGCCGACGCGUGGCCGAACAACACCAACGCCGCGAACGACACGGCGAACCUGCUUGCCUUCCUCCGCACGCUUCGCGGUGAGCUGGAUGAGAUCCCCUUGACCGAAGUCACGCUCGCCGCCUCGGCGCCCGCCGCGCCUUGGCACGACGCCUCCGGCAAGCCUUCCACCAACUGCUCGCUCGCCGGCUUUGCAGACGUGCUCGACUACGUCUCCGUCCUCGCCUACGACGUCUUCGGCCCCACCUGGUCCAACACCACCGGCCCCAACGCCCCGCUGCACUCCUGCUUCGCGAACGGCACGGCGGCCCCCUCCAACAACUCCGCCGCCGCGCCCUACGCCUCCGCAGACACCGCCGUCGCGCUGUGGACCGCCGCGGGGAUCCCAACGCACAAGCUCGUGCUCGGCGUGCCCUCGUACGGGCACGCGUUUGCCGUCGCGGCGGGCGGGGCGAAGGACGCCAGCGGUUCCCUCGCGCUCUACGCGCCGAACGACCGCAGCGCGCCGGUGCCGAGCGGGGAUUGGGCACAAGGGAUGUUGAGCUUCCGCGGGAUGGUCGAUGCCGGGCUCCUCGCCGCGGAUGGUUCGGUGCCCGCGAACGUGACGGGGGCGUUCGACGAGUGCACGCAGACGGCGCUGGUGUAUUUGAAUGGCACGGGCGGGGACGGGGUGCUGGUGGCGUACGACGAUGCGAGGGCGUUUGAGGCGAAGGGGGCGUUCGUAAAGGAGAAGAGGAUGGCGGGCUUUGCGAUCUUCGAGGCAGCGGGGGAUAAAGGCGGCACCUUGAUAAAUGCAAUCAGCAAGGGGGUGGGGGCGGAGGGCUCGUGA